AUGACUCCAACGAUCUCAUCUCUGUUUGGUUACAAACCCUGUCGCUCUGAAGCACCAAAGGCCCUAGAGGAACCCCUCAAAGCUCUCCCGGCUUCCUGGUAUCGUUCACCAGAGAUGUAUGAGUUGGAGAGAAGGGCCAUCUUCUCAAAGAAAUGGAUUUUGAUUACUCACAAAUUGCGUUUCGAAAAGCCGGGAGAUUUUUAUCGCUUUGAGGUUGCUGGGUUUUCAUUUGUGCUUUGUCUCGACCGUGAGGGUAACUUAAACGGCUUCCACAACAUCUGUCGGCAUCGUGCGUUUCCGCUUAUCUCCCAAGAUGAGGGCAAUACCCCAAUUCUUUCUUGCAAGUAUCAUGGAUGGUCAUAUGGACUUAAUGGAAAAUUGGCCAAAGCACCCAAAUUCGACAAAGUUCCAGGAUUCAAGAAGGAGGAACAAAACCUAUUCCCAGUUCAUAUUCAUGUUGACGCGCUAGGUUUCAUCUGGGUCAAUCUCGAUUUCUCCCCAACACCAAUCCCCUGGGAAGAGGAUUUCAAAGGCGUGGACACGCAAGAAAGGUUCGGGCAAUUUGAUUUCAGCCGGUAUCAAUUUGACCACACAUGGCAUAUGAAUGGAAAUUACAACUGGAAAACCUUGGCCGACAACUACAAUGAGUGUUAUCAUUGCACUGUGGCCCACCCGGAUGUCGCAAAGCUCGCUGAUCUGUCAUAUUAUUACACAAUAUCGAAGCCUGGACACAUCCAGCAUUUCUCCCGCCCGAAGAAAGACAAAGUGGAAGACGAUAUCAAGAAUGCCAGCACGUACUAUUUCCCAAAUGCUUGCAUGACAGUUUCGCCGCACUUUUUCUAUCUCAUGCGAUGCGUACCAACUUCAGCGGGAACUUGCUCCAUGGAAUACGAAGUUUAUCGGCAUAAGGAAGCCUCUGAUGAAGAUUUUGAGUACAUUGACUCAUUUUUCAAGCGAGUCUUGCACGAAGAUAAACAUCUUUGCAAUGCGGCUCAAAAGAAUCUAGAUGCUGGAGUGUUUGUCAAUGGGCAACUUCACCCAGAACUUGAGAGCGCUCCUUUAUUCUUCCAAAACACUGUGAGGGGCCUCCUCAAAAACCACCGAGACGAGGAAAAACGUGCGAAAAUGGAACUAUGGCCAGCUCGCCAGAGCUCCACGGGUUCGACCACUGCUGACGAUAUUGAGUUCUGUGCGGAACUAGCAUGUAGUGGGAGAUCUAGUAAUCUUGAAUGGUAG
Messenger RNA from Penicillium vulpinum, 1236 nucleotides. RefSeq names its product iron-sulfur cluster-binding protein, rieske family domain protein. The coding region runs from base 1 to 1236 and encodes 411 amino acids. The transcript is spliced from 2 exons. Gene Ontology annotation, molecular function: 2 iron, 2 sulfur cluster binding; iron ion binding. The record is from RefSeq and is a predicted model, not a curated record. NCBI's taxonomy places the organism in Eukaryota, Fungi, Ascomycota, Eurotiomycetes, Eurotiales, Aspergillaceae.